AUGCCAUCCUCUAGCGCGCCGCACAGCUUCAAUAAGCACGGUCACAGCCAGUUGAUCGAGUGGAUCGUGCGCGCGCUGAAGCGGCUGCCCCAGGAGAUGCAGGCCUGCUUGCAGCGCUACCACCUGCAUGCGGAGUCCAAGGAGCCGCUGAAGGUGGGCACCGCUUGCUCGGGAACAGAUUCGCCAGUUCUGGUGGCGCGCGCCUACGCGGAGGCAGUGCGCCAACUGUGGGGAGCAAAUCGCGAAGUAGAACACGUCUUUUCUUGCGAGAGGAACGCUAAAAAGCGACACUUUUUGGCCAAUAUGUUCUGCAACACAUUUGACUCCUCGCACGCAAUGGGCAGCCUCUAUGAGGAUGCGGUUGACCUUCAGUUCGGGCCGGAGGGCAUGAGCCUGGACGUUCUUUCUGACAAUAUUUCGGAGGUGGGAACGUGCUGUGAUCUUUGGGCAGGCUUUCCUUGUCAGGACGUGUCCAAGCUGAACCCGGCCGCGGGCCAGAACAGGUCAGUCAUAAAGGAUUCUGCAAAGAGGACAGGGGCGGUCUUCAAUUAUGUCCUGCGCUAUUUCGCGAAGGUCUCUGAUCCUGGCCGAGCUCUCCUAUUGGAGAACGUUCUUGGCCUUUUGGACCGGCCGCCAGGCAUCAACCCAGAAACCGGCCAAGACUUCCGAUCAAAUUUGGAACACUGCAAUCACUUGGCCAGCAGGGCAGGACUGCGCAUGUUUUCCUUUGUUUUGGACCCACGAUGCUUCGGUGUCCCAGUUUCACGCCAGCGAGUUUGGAUGUUCUGCUUGCCACUGGACUUGUGGCACGCCACAAUGGGCGAAGCUUCGCUGGAGUCAACACAGGAGCUAGCUGGUCACUUGAUGACCUGCCUUGCGGACCCCAUCACGCGUGACCUUGACGACUUCCUGCUUCCUGACACUCACCAGCUGCUGCAAGACGAUUUUGAAAAAGCACGGACGUCUUACAUCAAGCGCAGCGCUUCUGCGGCCAAGGGGCAUGCGAAGGCCAAGGCCAAGGCCAAGGCCAAGGCAGCUUCCAAGUGGCCAGAAGUUCAUGCGCGCCUGUGUGAAAGGCUGGGGAUUGACUGGUGGGAAAGCGGCGUGCCUUCUCAGGAGGUGUUGGACACCCAUCCGGGACUGCUACGCCUGACGGACCGACAGUUUGACCUGCUGCGUUUGUUGGGCAUCAGAUUCCCAGACUCGCGCAAGUGCUGCAUUGAGCUGAGUCAGAACUUGCGAAGCCCCACGUCUGUGAGGCGACUCAAAGACAACCACGCGGACAUCGUCACCCCGCACGGGCAACAGCUGGUUGCUCACCGCGCUCGCUGUUUGCUAGGCUAUGAGGCGCUCCUGCUGCAAGGGAUCCACUACGGCAAAGAACAGUUCAAGAUUGAGCUGGGCGAUUUCCCUGACGAGCUCUUGCGGGACCUGGCUGGGAAUGCCUUCAACGCGCAUUGCGCUGCUGCGACGUACAUCGUCAGGCAAUGCAUCGCGGCCCACCUGUGGCAGGUCAGCAGAGAUGUGGCAGCAGCCUCUGAAGAUCCUGCCAAUGAUUUGUGCGUUUUUGAUGACUAA
Effrenium voratum is the source of this 1578-nucleotide messenger RNA. The record is from the annotation of a GenBank genome assembly. Lineage: Eukaryota; Dinophyceae; Suessiales; Symbiodiniaceae.